AUGAAGCCUAUCUUCCCCAUCGCCGCGGCAAUCGCAUUCACGGCUACUUUUCUGCGCACCACGUCGAAAGGAAAAAAUUCAACGGCGAGGAAAAUCGUCACUCGGGCAGCAUCAGUGUCAGGAGGAGGAGGAAGCGAAGCCGGCGUUACUAAUUCAAAACAGAUUAUGAAUAUUCCAAAGCCUGUGUGUAAGCGAAUCGAUCACGCCGUAUCAUUCGGUAUCGUUCCCGGCGAGAAUAGAGGCGAGAAUGUCAUGGAUCCAGCGGUUAAGGUCAACGACGACCUUUUCUGGUUGCGCGACGACGAUAGAAAGAACGAAGAAAUUCUCUCUUACUUGAAAACAGAGAACGAAUACACGGAAGCGCACACGAAACACUUGAAAAAAAAAGAGACAGAUCUGUACAACGAAAUCGUCAAAGCGAUCGAGGAGACCGAUGUGGACGUUAAAUUUCAAUGGGGUGAUAGUUUUGAGUAUUACGUCCGCACGGUGAAAGGAAAAUCCUACCCAAUCGUCUGUCGACUAGAAAGAACGAAUACCACCAAAGGUGGCGGUGAAACCAUCGUGUUGGACGUGAACGAACUCGCGAAACAAAUGUCCUACUGUUCAAUCGGUGGAUUUAACAUGUCAGCGAGCCAUAAUUUAUUAGCCUACGGCGUUGAUGAAACAGGGUACGAGACUUACAGAAUUAAAGUGAGAAACGUCAAAACUGGAGAGGAGAUGCCGAUUGACGUUUUGGAAGGCACAACCGGUUCGGUCUCUUGGAAUGGCGACAGUCAAUUAUUUUAUACAACUAUGGACGAUGCGCACAGACCUAACAAAGUCUGGAGACAUAACAUUGGUACCCCGCAGUCCGAGGACGAAUGUUUGCUUUCAGAAGACGACGAGUUAUACAAUAUUGGCUUUGGUAAAAGCGACAACGGCAACUUCCUUAUUCUCGAAAGCGAAUCCACGGAAACUAACGAAAUUUGGCUCCUCGAUUUGAAAAAGUCUCAGAGCGAGAUACCGCGACUCGUGGAGAAAAGGCGUGAUAAUCAUCGAUAUUACGUCGAGCCGAGCAGAAACAAUAAGCAACUGUACGUGUUAACGAAUCAACUCGGUAAGAAAAUCAACUUUGACUUGAAAGUCACGAGCUUAGAAACACCCGGGAUGGAAAACUGGACGGAUUUGAAAGGAAAAGGCUUUCCGUGGAGCGAGAAGCGGACUUUAGAAAGCAUUAUGACGUUUAAAAAUCACAUAGUUAUCGAUGGCAGAGAAGAUGGAUUUACGCAAGUUUGGGUGCUACGACUCGAAGACUCGAAUAGCGACGACGAUAGCAGCAUUUCAGACUGGUAUCGAUCUGAAUGGCCAGCCGCGAGUGUUGUUUAUCCUUCGCGCGCAUCCGCAUCGUUAUCGUGCGUCGGCGCGAACAAAAUUUAUGAUACGAAUAAGCUGUUGCUAACGCACUCAUCUUUGGUGAAUCCUCGAACUGUGUAUGAAUUCGAUAUGGACUCGCAAACAAAAGUUAUGAAGAAAAUAACCGCCGUGAAAGGUUUCGUAGAAAAGAAUUACGAGACGAUGCAAAUCCAAGUCACGAGCAGAGACGGCCAAACGAAAAUCCCUGUGUCGAUUGCGUACAAGAAAGGUAAGAGACAAAGGCAAGGACCAUUAUUAUUAGAAGGAUACGGAUCGUACGGUAUUUCAAAUGAUCCGGCGUUUGAUCGCUCCGUUGUUCCGUUGUUGGAUAGGGGCAUCACUAUCGCAGUCGCGCACAUCCGCGGAGGUGGUGAACUCGGCAGAUAUUGGUACGAAGAGCAGGGGAAAUAUUUGAAUAAAAUGAACACCUUCAAUGACUUUAUCGACUGCGGCGAGUAUUUAUGCGCGAGUGGUUGGACUUCUCCCGAAACGCUCGCGAUUUCUGGUCGAUCUGCCGGUGGAUUACUUGUGGGUGCGGUCACGAACAUGGCGCCUGAUUUAUUCAAGUGCGUCGUUGCCGGCGUGCCCUUCGUCGACGUUAUGGUUUCCAUGUGCGACCCGUCGAUUCCUCUCACCACGGGCGAAUGGCUAGAAUGGGGCAAUCCGAACUGCUCCAAAUACUACGAAUACAUGAAAUCGUAUUCUCCUAUGGAAAACAUUCGAAAAUCUCGCAAGCCUGAUGUGCUCAUAACCGCUGGUUUGCACGACCCUCGCGUCGCCUAUUGGGAAAGCGCGAAAUACGCCGUGCGCAUGCGCGAGUCGUGCGAAAACGAAGAGGCGCGGAUUUUACUGAAAACGGAUUUGAGCGCCGGUCACUUUAGUGCGACUGACCGCUAUCGGAAGUUCAAAGAAGUCGCGUUCGAAUACGCGUUUGUUUUAGAUUGCAUUUGUCCAUAA
Messenger RNA from Bathycoccus prasinos, 2349 nucleotides. Its product is annotated as oligopeptidase B. Lineage: Eukaryota; Viridiplantae; Chlorophyta; Mamiellophyceae; Mamiellales; Bathycoccaceae. Gene Ontology annotation, molecular function: serine-type endopeptidase activity. The transcript has a single exon. Bases 1 to 2349 code for a protein of 782 amino acids. The record is from RefSeq and is a predicted model, not a curated record. Gene Ontology annotation, biological process: proteolysis.